UGGUGAACUUCCGCCUGAGUCAGUUUGCAGCAUUUCUAAGAUUUCCCGUGUGAUUUUCCUCUUUUUCUCCGUGAUCAGAUCCCAUAAAAUCACCCAACAUGUCUAGCCGUAAGACCAAGAAGAUGGUAAAGAAGAGGGCCCAGCGUGCCACAUCGAACGUGUUUGCCAUGUUUGAUCAGGCCCAGAUCCAAGAAUUCAAAGAAGCAUUCAACAUGAUCGAUCAGAAUAGAGAUGGUUUUAUCAGCAAAGAAGAUUUACUUGAUAUGUUGCAUUCCUUAGGUAAAGAGCCAACAGAUGAUGAAAUUGAAGGUAUGAUCUCUGAGGCAGCUGGACCUAUCAACUUUACCAUGUUCCUGACCAUGUUUGGUGAGAAGUUGAAUGGUACUGAUCCUGAAGACGUGAUAAAGAAUGCAUUUGGAUGCUUUGAUGAAGAGGGAUCUGGACAGAUAAAUGAAGACAGAUUACGAGAGCUGCUGAUGACAAUGGGGGAUCGAUUUACAGAAGAUGAGGUUGAGCUCAUGUUCCGGGAAGCACCUAUCAAGAACGGUAAUUUUGACUACAUCGAGUUCACUAGAAUCCUCAAACACGGCAAGAAAGACGAAUAAUACGCCUGUCCGCUCUUGGUGCUAAUUAUAAACAUGUAUGCAACACUGACUGUCUCCUGGUUUGUUGGAAAUGAAAAAUCGCGAGUCGAGGACGAGGUGGACAGAAAAUGGACGGUUUUGCAAUGACAUUUAUUUCAAAUGCCACAUAAUAUAAUAUUCAGAAGGUACAUAAUGCAGUUUUAACAGAAGUCAAUAUUUAGUUGUUUUGGUCAAUAUUUUCCCGCAGCAGAACUUUGGGGCAGUGAGUUUGAGGGUGGAAGUCUUUUGUAUAUUUUGCUCUGUAAAAGUGUGAUUUUCUUUCUAGAAAACAUUCUAAAUCAAAAUAUUCCGGAUUUGAUGUCAUUUGAUAUGAAACAGUGUGAUGUACUGUUCAGUUUUGAAAAGACAGUUUGGAACUGUCCUAACUGUACGAAUUAUAUGUUUGCCAUAGUUUACUCUGUGUACAAACAGAAGUGAAAAUUCAAAUAUUUUUCAGUUGUCAGCCAGAGGUUUGAACCAAGGGAAAAAUUCUGUGAUACUUUCACUCUACUGGAAAUGCUGUCUCUAUGUUUCUGUAUUCUGUGUUGAAUACCCCUCUCCACCCAUUAUAUCGUAUAGAGUCUCAUCAUGCAGCAUUCCAUUUUGACAAAUCCUGACAACUUUGACAGAAUAUGUUACAUUUUCAAGGCCUAUGAAGUUCUAAACAUUUAGGUACAGUGAAUAUAGUACACAUUCCAUAUUCAUUUGUAAUGCAGAGCUAACCAAAUUUACAAUAACUGUUUUAAGGAUCAUUUAUAUGAUUUAUAUUUUUUUAUGUUCCAAUGUAAAGUUUGUGUCAUUUCAGCAUUCAUGUGUAGUGUCGUGCAUUGCAUGAAUGAUCUUGCAGUAAUCAUGCGAUGCAGUGAACUCCAGUGUUUGUUUUGAGUGCAGUUCAUUUUUUUCCGUGGUGGUGCAACAUUGCUGACUCCUUCAAGUAAGUCCAACUGUAGAAAAUACACUUCUGAAAUCAUGUUGACCAUUUACGUCACCUAGAGAGCCUUCAGCAAUGAGCCAAGUUGAGGAAAAUUUGAAAGCCCUGUCAAUUUUUUCAAAAUUAUUGAUUUGGCUAACAUUUGAUAAUGGUGUUGGGUAUGUCUAACUUAGAGUGUAAAGCGAGAAUGAAAUGGCAUUUCAUGGAGAUAACUGCCUGGCCAUGUGGCUGGCUGUCCACUGCAUUGGUUUAAUGAAACACUUUCUCCGGCCUCGAAUUUGUUAAAAAUUCUGAAGGCACCCAUGGAGAGCCAUUUUUUGGCCUUGGGUAUUGGAUAAUGUGGAAAAAGGGUGUUCAGAUUGUCUUCCGAAUAUUCCAAUGCACUAAUCCUUCUAGGACUGAUAGUGGGUGUUUUUUUACAGCAUGCCACCAGUUAAAGAGAGGUGGGUGCAUUAAAAUGUAUGUUAGUAUACCGGAAAAGUGGAUUUUCAGUCAAGUUUUAAACUCUACACGCAUCGUUUUGUUGCCAAAGGUCACCACCAGUCCUAGAAGGGUUAGUGCUUCUCAUUCAAUUAUCAUAAUCGUAUAAUAAGUUGUAUAUAAUUUAAUCAAUCAAUAUACUUAAUGCUAAGCUUAUUUCAGUUACAUUUAAUGAUGGUUUACAAUGUACUACAAUAGUUCUGUGUGAAUGGCCACUUGCACAAGUUAAAACAGGGCAUUUUAACACAUAAAACAUAUAAAACUUUCACCAAAAACUUAGGAAACCUCCUUGCCCCAACUCUCAAUCCAGUUUUGUCCUUUUUUGGAUUCUUUUGCAUAGGCCCUACUACUUCACGAAAAAUGUUCUAUCGUUUUGUUGAUGCAAGGUUUGUUUUUCCAUGACGAUAUUACAGUAAUAAAUGAAAGGGAAACGAGCCUACUCCACUGAUAAUGGGGUUCCAGUUAAAACUGAUUUUCUGGGAUAAAAAUGUUGCUCAGAAUAAGUUGAAACUUCUCCACAUUCCUUGAUGAAUGUUUGGCGCGUAUUUUCCUGGAAAACUUCUUUUUACGCUUCACUUGUAUUCCAAUGUAGAAUCUUAUACUGUAAGUAAAUAAAUAUUUUCAGGUAACCAAAA
Lineus longissimus is the source of this 2669-nucleotide messenger RNA. Its product is annotated as myosin regulatory light chain sqh-like. The record is from RefSeq and is a predicted model, not a curated record. Gene Ontology annotation, molecular function: calcium ion binding; myosin heavy chain binding. The coding region runs from base 99 to 605 and encodes 168 amino acids. The transcript is spliced from 5 exons. Gene Ontology annotation, cellular component: myosin II complex; cytoplasm. NCBI's taxonomy places the organism in Eukaryota, Metazoa, Nemertea, Pilidiophora, Heteronemertea, Lineidae.